Oncorhynchus kisutch (coho salmon) is the source of this 4535-nucleotide messenger RNA. It is a transcript of the gene kcnj6, whose product is annotated as potassium inwardly rectifying channel subfamily J member 6. NCBI's taxonomy places the organism in Eukaryota, Metazoa, Chordata, Actinopteri, Salmoniformes, Salmonidae. Gene Ontology annotation, molecular function: G-protein activated inward rectifier potassium channel activity. The record is from RefSeq and is a predicted model, not a curated record. The coding region runs from base 260 to 1522 and encodes 420 amino acids. Gene Ontology annotation, cellular component: plasma membrane. Gene Ontology annotation, biological process: potassium ion import across plasma membrane; regulation of monoatomic ion transmembrane transport. The transcript has 3 exons.
UCGCUCACUCAAAGACACACUCUUUUUUCGCCCAUUCUCUCUAUCUUCCUACUUGGUCGAGCUCAAAAGAAGGGGACAUGACAAAAUGACAGGAGAUGGAUGUUUCAACAAGAUGAAGGGUGAAAUGUGAAAUUAGCAACUCAUAUUCCUCGCCCCUGUGUUAAACGACAACCAUCGGGAACCAGGCGUAAUUGUUAAACAUAAUGAAUUAUUAAGAGCGGCGUCUAUUAACAAGGCUUGACUCAUUCUUGAAGCCCCAAUGGAGCAGGAUGUGGAAAGUCCGGCAGUCACCACCCGAAAGCCCAAGCUACCCAAGCAGGCUCGCGAGGACCUGCCCAAGCAGCUGGUAGACCAGGUGCGGGCAAAGAGGAAGAUCCAGAGGUACGUCCGUAAGGACGGCAAAUGUAAUGUCCACCAUGGCAACGUCCAGGAGACCUAUCGCUACCUGACGGACAUCUUCACCACACUGGUGGACCUCAAGUGGAGGUUCAACCUCUUCAUCUUUGUCUUGGUGUACACAGUGACAUGGCUCUUAUUUGGCUUCGCAUGGUGGCUCAUCGCCUAUGUCCGUGGCGACCUGGAACACAUAGGGGACAACCAGUGGACUCCCUGUGUCAAUAAUCUCAACGGUUUUGUCUCAGCUUUUCUCUUCUCCAUAGAGACAGAGACAACCAUAGGGUACGGCUAUAGGGUUAUAACAGACCAAUGCCCAGAGGGGAUCCUUCUGCUGUUGAUUCAGUCAGUGCUGGGGUCCAUAGUUAAUGCCUUCAUGGUGGGCUGCAUGUUUGUCAAGAUCUCACAACCGAAGAAGCGGGCAGAAACAUUAGUGUUCUCCACCAGCGCUGUCAUCUCCGUAAGGGAUGGCCGGCUGUGUCUGAUGUUCAGGGUAGGGGACCUUCGGAACUCGCACAUCGUGGAGGCCUCAAUCAGGGCCAAGCUGAUCAAGUCCAAGCAGACCAAGGAAGGGGAGUUCAUACCCCUCAACCAGACAGACAUGAAUGUGGGUUAUGACACGGGGGAUGACAGGCUCUUCCUGGUGUCCCCGCUCAUCAUCUGCCAUGAAAUCAAUCAGAACAGCCCCUUCUGGGAGAUCUCCCAGGCCGACCUUGACAAAGAGGACCUGGAGAUUGUGGUCAUUCUGGAGGGCAUGGUGGAGGCUACAGGGAUGACGUGCCAGGCCAGGAGCUCGUACGUGACUAGCGAGAUCAAGUGGGGCUACCGCUUCAUGCCCGUGCUCACACUGGAGGAUGGCUUCUACGAGGUGGACUACAACAGCUUCCACGACAUCCAUGAGACCAACACACCCAGCUGCAGUGCCAGAGAGCUGACCGAGAUGAAUUGCCGCGCCCGCCUGCCCCUUACCUGGUCUGUGGCCAGCAAGCUCAGCCAGCAGGGGGUGCUGGAACCUGAAGGCCGCGAGAAGAAGAGUACUACUACCCUGGUAACCCAGGAGGAGGGGCUGGAGGAACAGACAGAGAGGAAUGGUGACAUUGCUAACAUAGAGAGCGAGUCCAAAGUGUAAAGGGGAGCGAGAGAACCUAGGGCCAGAGGGGCUGUGUGAACCGUACUGUGGCAUCUCUUCUCAUGACUGGCUGACCAGGUGAGCUGGUCCCAGGUUAGAGGUCAGGGCCAGGGCAGAAAAGGGGACAGUCUAGCCCGAGGAGCCCUGCAACAAGGACAGCUUAGGCCCUCAUCAGGUCAUUUACCCUCCAAAGAUAGCUGGUAAAUGACAAUGGCUGGACUGGAAAUCUCUGCGGGCAAUUGCAUGUUUUGAAAACUUUUUAGUUCUUCUUCAAAAUACAAAUUCCUAUUAUUAUUAUAAAUUUUUUAUUCGAAUAUUAAAACCUAUAUAAAAGUAUAUAUUCUAGGGCAUUUGCAUUUGUAUUUUUUGUAUGUACUAUUUGUUUUGUUGCUGAAGUGUGAAUAUUUGAUAGGAAGAUGUUUGAUACUGAUUCAUUUAGACCAGGUCUGUACAUAUUCUAUGCCUUAUGUACGAAGCUUUCUUUACAUUAGGGGUUUUCAGAAAUAUAUAAGCAUGUACAAAAACUGUAGUUAAUUUAUUCUAUAUUGUGUACAUAAGAGAAUAAUGUUGAUUGUAAUAGGCAAGACAAAAUAACUCUUAACAAUUCUGUAUGCAAGCCCUAUAGACUAUUAGACCAAUGGCAUCCUCACAUCCUUGCCCACUUGGCAGAGAUGUGUUAGACCCUGACUGUGCAUGUCCACUAAACAUACCACCAAGAGGUAGUGGGAACUGUCUCCCAUGACCCUUGAGUAUCAUCAGUCCAAGUCUCCCCUCCUUGAAGACCUUUUUGUGCUCAUAGGAUAGGCUUGAUGCAAUACCCUUUAAGUUGGGAAUGGAAGCUGGAAGGGAGAAUGAACUGAAGGGAGUUGAACUAAGUUGCACUUCGGAACCGAGUUGAUGUCUGUGUGACUGUUUUCUCUCCAUUUGUUUUGGCCCUAUUUCUGUUUUGGUCAUAUAACUAAACAUUAAAAUCAACAUAUGCCCAAAUGCUACUUUCAAUUAUGAUUUAGGAAUUUCUUCAUAAGAAAAUGACAUAGUAAAUAACAUGUUGGGAAUACAGGGCUUUCAUGUGAAUCAUCGCUGGAGGGUGUGGUGGAAUCUCAGUCUUAUAUGGCAGUACUGUACCUCACAGUAAGGAGGAGGAAAAUGACAGGAAGGAAGUACAUGCUCCUUUGUUCAGUAGUUGUCUGGCCACGAAUCAAAGCUCCGUUAUGAAAGACUGACCAUCAGAGCCUGUCAAUGUACAUUGUUAAAGCGUAAUAUUCCCUUACCGAGAAUAUUGGGAAUACAGGGCUUUCAUGUGAAUCAUCGCUGGAGGGUGUGGUGGAAUCUCAGUCUUAUAUGGCAGUACUGUACCUCACAGUAAGGAGGAGGAAAAUGACAGGAAGGAAGUACAUGCUCCUUUGUUCAGUAGUUGUCUGGCCACGAAUCAAAGCUCCGUUAUGAAAGACUGACCAUCAGAGCCUGUCAAUGUACAUUGUUAAAGCGUAAUAUUCCCUUACCGAGAUGCCUAUUAUCUGAAACCCAGUAUUAUUUUAAUGGUGUCUGUAACCAGCCAGGCCAGACAUGAAUGUAGGCAACUGUAUGUCAGCUGAAGAUAUGGAGGUUGCCAUGGGGAUGCGGUGGUCUUGUUAUGCUACAGACCACAGGCCGGAGUGAGUGUCGUGGAUAGCCACCCAGUGGAAAGUUCCAUGCAGGCCCUCUAGUUACUGGCACUGUAGGGGUUCAUGAUAUAAUGAUGGUACUGUGUAGGGUCUCACUGAAAGUAUAACUGAGGCAAUGUAAACAUAGGUCUUGGAGGGGAAAGGGGCUGUCUCUAUUAGAGGUCGACCGAUUAUGAUUUUUCAACGCCGAUACCGAUUAUUGGAGGACCAAAAAAGCUGAUUAAUCUGCCGAUUUAAAAAAAAAAAUGUAUUUGUAAUAAUGACAAUUACAACAAUACUGAAUUAACACUUAUUUUAACUUAAUAUAAUACAUCAAUAAAAUCCAUUUAGCCUCAAGUAGAUAAUGAAACAUGCUCAAUUUGGUUUAAAUAAUGCAAAAACAAAGUGUUGGAGAAGAACGAAAAGUGCAAUAUGUGCUAUGUAAGAAAGCUACACGUUUCAGUUCCUUGCUCAGAACAUGAGAACAUAUGAAAGCUGGUGGUUCCUUUUAACAUGAGUCUUCAAUAUUCCCAGGUAAGAAGUUUUAGGUUGUAGUUAUUAUAGGACUAUUUCCCUCUAUACUAUUUGUAUUUCAUUAACCUUUGACUAUUGGAUGUUCUUAUAGGCACUUUAGUAUAGCCAGUGUAACAGUGUAGCUUCUGUCCCUCUCCUCGCUCCUCCCUGGGCUCGAACCAGCAACACAACAACAACAGCCACCACAUCGAAGCAGCGUUACCCAUGCAGAGCAAGGGAAACAACCACCCCAAGGCUCAGAGCGAGUGAAGUUUGAAACGCUAUUAGCGUGCGCUAACUAGCUAGCCAUUUCACUUGGGUUACACCAGCCUCAUCUCGGGAGUUGAUAGGUUUGAAGUCAUAAACAGCGCAAUGCUUGACGCACAAGGAAGAGCUGCUGGCAAAACGCACAAAAGUGCUGUUUGAAUUCAUGUUUACAUGCCUGCUUCUGCCUACCACCGCUCAGUCAGAUUAUAUGCAACACAGGACAUGCUAGAUAAUAUCUAGUAAUAUCAUCAACCAUGUGUAGUUAACUAGUGAUUAUGAUUGAUUGUUUUUUAUAAGAUAAGUUUAAUGCUAGCUAGCAACUUACCUUGGCUUACUGCAUUCGCGUAACAGGCAGUCUCCUUGUGGAGUGCAACGAGAGAGAGGCAGAUCGUUAUUGCGUUGGACUAGUUAACUGUAAGGUCACAAGAUUGGAUCCCCCGAGCUGACAAGGUGAAAAUCUGUCGUUCUGCCCCCAAACGAGGCAGUUAACCCACAGUUCCUAGGCCAUCAUUGAAAAUAAGAAUGUGUUCUUAACUGACUUGCCGAGUUAAAUAAAGAUUAAAUAAAGGUGUAAAAAAAAAAAAAAAAAA